Messenger RNA from Aspergillus puulaauensis, 1242 nucleotides. RefSeq lists its product as uncharacterized. The record is from RefSeq and is a predicted model, not a curated record. Lineage: Eukaryota; Fungi; Ascomycota; Eurotiomycetes; Eurotiales; Aspergillaceae. Gene Ontology annotation, molecular function: oxygen binding; heme binding; FAD binding. Gene Ontology annotation, cellular component: intracellular anatomical structure. The transcript has a single exon. Gene Ontology annotation, biological process: cellular response to nitrosative stress; nitric oxide catabolic process. The coding region runs from base 1 to 1242 and encodes 413 amino acids.
AUGACUCCAGAGCAGACUUCUGUCAUAAGUCAAACAAUCCCUGUCCUGCAACAGUACGGUGAGAAGAUCACAAAGGUAUUUUACAGUAACAUGCUUGCCGCUCACCCAGAGCUUAACAGCGUGUUCAACGUGACAAACCAGAAAUCUGGAUAUCAGGCCAGAGUUCUUGCGGAGGCCCUCUACGCCUACGCACUGAAUAUCAACAACCUGGAAGCACUCACGCCCAUGCUUGAGCUGGUUUGCCACAGACAUGCAUCACUGGAAAUUACACCGGGUCAGUACGAUAUCGUCGGGAAAUACCUAAUCGAGGCGAUGCAAGAGGUUUUGGGAGAUGCCUUUACACCAGGCAUCCGAGAUGCGUGGACUGCUGCUUAUGGCGCACUUGCCGGAAUCAUGAUUCAAAAAGAACGCUCGCUUUAUGAUCAGGAUGGCGAAUGGAAGGACUGGAGAGACUUUCGUAUCGUCAAGAUCGCGCGCGAAUCCGAUGAGAUCUCCUCAUUCUAUCUUUCUCCUGUCGACGGCAAACCCCUCCCAGCUUUUAUACCCGGCCAGUACGUCUCGGUGCGUGUCUAUAUUCCUGAAAUAGGAUACAUGCAGGCACGGCAAUACUCAAUGAGUGAUAUCCCCUCGUCUGAGUAUUACCGGAUUAGCGUGAAGCAAGAGCAGGGUCAGCGUUUCGCGCCUGGUGUGCUUUCAAAUGUUCUUCACGGGCUCAAGGAGCCUGGCCAAGUCGUAAACGUUUCUCAUCCUCGAGGUAACUUCCACUUGGACAGUGUCAGUGGAAGUUCACCAAUUGUUCUCAUUGCUGGCGGUGUUGGUAUUACGCCAUUGGUAUCCAUGUCGAAGUUUCUCUCGUCCAGCUCAUCCGCAACGAAGCGUCCUGUUCACCUCAUUUACGCCGCGAGAACUACGACUGCUCGGGCUUUUUACGAAGAAAUCAUGGAGAUCAGUCGCGCAAACACCAACUUCAAUGCAACGUUCUUCAUCGAAGCCCCUGAAGCAAGCGACAAAGCUGGUACCGAUUACCAUCAUAUUGGUCGGCUUAACCUGCAACGUCUCCACACGCAUCGGGAUCUCUUCUUGAAUGAGGCGCAUACGAAAUACUACAUAUGCGGACCGUCCCCAUUUCUGGACGCAGUUAGGCGCUCCUUGACCAGCGAAGGAGUAGAUUCAUCCAGGAUCAAGGCGGAGCUUUUUGGCGUAGGUGGCUUCGUUGAAUCAAAGCCCCAGACACAUUUGUAA